Messenger RNA from Medioppia subpectinata, 3007 nucleotides. The record is from the annotation of a GenBank genome assembly. Lineage: Eukaryota; Metazoa; Arthropoda; Arachnida; Sarcoptiformes; Oppiidae.
UAUUGAAUGAAAACAAUAAGAAAAACAUGUUUUUUAACGAUAUUUACAAUGAAUUGAUUUAAUCGUGAAAUUAAAGUACAAUUAAAUAUUAAGAUCUAAUCAUUUGAUCGGCGAAGACAUCCAAUCGAUGACAAUGGAGGACAUGGAGUACGAAGAGAUCCGGAAAUACUUUCUUCAGUCGGGCGAUGACCUGCCCUUUGAAGAGGACAUACUUCGCAAUCCGUAUUCAGUGAAGCAUUGGUUACGUUAUGUGCAGCAGAAGAAGGACACGACGGCCACCACUGCCGGCGCCGACCCAAUGGUGGUCAAUAUGGUGUACGAACGGGCGCUCAAAGAAUUGCCCGGAAGUUAUAAGCUAUGGAUCGGUUAUCUGCGGCUCCGGAAGUCUCAGGUGUCGGACACUGCGAUGACUGAUCCAAUGGUCGCCGACGUGAACAACUGUUUUGAACGAUCGCUCGUUUUUAUGCAUAAAAUGCCCCGAAUAUGGAUCGAGUUCUGCCAGUUCUUGAUGUCACAGAACGCCAUCACCCGAACCCGACGGACGUUAGAUCGCGCCCUACAGGCGCUGCCCAUCACUCAACACAACCGCAUUUGGCCGAUAUAUCUGCGGCUCAUUAAACAGUAUAACAUUCCCGAAACGGCGGUCAGAGUUUACAAACGAUACCUGAAGUUACAGCCAGAAGAGGCCGAAGAGUACAUCCAGUAUCUGAUAUCAGUGGAGCGCAUGGAUGAGGCGGCCGUCAAGUUGGCCGAAAUGGUCAAUCGGGACGACUUCAUCUCGAAAGAGGGCAAAUCGAAGCAUCAGAUGUGGACCGAGUUGUGUGAUAUUAUCUGCAAAAAUCCCGACAAAGUGUUGUCACUGAAUGUGAACGCAAUCAUCAGAGAGGGCAUCAAGAGAUACCACGACGAACAGGGAAUGCUUUGGAUUAGUUUAGCCGAGUAUUACACGCGAAGCGGUCUCUUCGAGAAGGCCCGCGAUGUGUACGAAGAGGCCAUACUAUCGGUGAUGACUAUCAAAGACUUUUCGCAAGUGUUUGACGCUUACGCCCAAAGCGAGGAGCAGUUGAUUAAAGCGAAAAUGGAUUUGAAUUCACUGACCGAAGAGGACGACUUGGAUUUGGAGCUACGGUUAGUUCGUUACGAAGAGCUCAUCGAACGGCGACCACUACUGCUUAAUUCGGUGGCCUUAAGACAGAACCCGCAUAACGUGGACGAGUGGCACAAACGCGUCAAACUAUUGGAGUCAAAACCGGCACAAGUGGUUGAGGUGUACACCGAAGCCGUCCAAACGGUGGACCCGAAACAGUCGGCCGGAAAACUGCACACACUUUGGAUCAGUUUCGCCAAGUUUUACGAAGAAAAUGGACAAAUAGAGGACUCGCGGGUGAUCUUCGAAAAGGCGACGACCACUGCGUUCAUCAAAGUGGAGGAUUUGGCGGCCGUUUGGUGCGAGUGGGCAGAGAUGGAGCUCCGGAACGAGCACUGGAAGCAGGCGUUGGAACUGAUGCAUAGGGCGACUGCGGCGCCGCCCAGUAAUAAGAAAGUGGCCUAUUAUGACCAAACGGAGACCGUCCAGAAUCGGCUCCACAAGUCGCUGAAGAUAUGGUCAAUGUUUGCCGACUUAGAGGAGUCGUUCGGCUCAUUCACGACCACUAAAUCGGUUUACGACCGCAUAAUUGAGUUACGGAUAGCGACGCCUCAGAUAAUCAUAAACUACGGUCUCUUCCUCGAAGAGCGCAACUAUUUUGAGGAGGCGUUCAAAGCGUACGAAAAGGGCAUUUCGCUGUUCCGGUGGCCAAACGUGUACGACAUCUGGAAUACCUAUUUGACCAAAUUCUUGGCCCGAUAUAAGGGCUCAAAGUUGGAGAGAGCGCGCGAUCUGUUCGAGCAGUGUGUGGCCGACUGUCCGGCCAGGUUUGCCAAACCGAUAUACUUCUUGUACGCCAAGUGCGAGGAGGAGUACGGUUUGGCGAAACACGCCAUGAAUAUCUACGAUCGCGCCAUUCAGGCCGUACUGCCCGAAGAGCGGUUCGAUCUGUUCAACGUCUUCAUCCGAAAGGCCGCACAAAUGUUUGGCGUCACUCACACGCGACAGAUCUACGAGAAGGCCAUCGAUGUGCUCAGCGAUAGUCAGGCGCAGGAGAUGUGCAUCCGGUUCGCCGAAUUGGAGCGCAAAUUGGGUGAAAUAGACAGAGCGCGAGCCAUAUAUGGCCACUGCUCACAGAUGUGCGAUCCGCGCACUUCUGCCAACUUCUGGAACACUUGGAAGGAGUUUGAGAUCAAACACGGAAACGAAGACACCAUUCGCGAGAUGUUACGCAUCAAGCGUUCAGUGGCCGCCACUUACAACACUCAAGUCAAUUACAUGACGGCACAGAUGUUGGCCGCAGUCAACGGCGCCGCCGCUCAGUCCACAGACACCGCCACUCGAAUGAGUGAAUUGGAGAACAGUGUCAAAGAGACCAACACUGAUAAUAACAUGAAAGCGCCGGCGCCUAAGAGUGCGGUCAUGUUUGUCAAGUCGACCACUAAAGCGGUCGAAGAGAACGUGGAUUCGUUGCCAAAGACCGCAAAUCCCGACGAAAUCGAUAUCAAUGACGACGACUUUGACGACGACGAAGAAGAAGACGGAGAGGAUACCGGCGCUCCCAAAGCCCCAGUCAAGGAAAUCCAGCAAAAGAUGGUUCCGCGGGAAGUGUUCGGCAGUCUUAAACCCGACGAAGAGGACGACUGAAUAAUCGGCCAUUCAUUUGACUCACUCGUCGCUACAAUUGAAGCCAUCCUCCAAACCUUGAAUCACUUGAUCCACAUCUAGACUGUCAUUGAAAGCAUCGUCUUCUUCCUCUUUGAGCACCACUUUUUGUCUCUUUGUGUUGCCAUUGAGUCGUUUCGUAUCACUCUUUGGGUUUGAUCCCGAGUUAUCGUUGACUUGACCGCCGAUUCGGUGCUUCGGUUCUCUUUUCACCGUAUUUUGUAAAUAAUUUUUUAACAUUAUUUCUUCCAUCGA